GUGUAGUGUAGGGUAGCUUCAUAAAGUACAUGAGUUAGUCUUGCAAAUAAACUGGUUGAGUGAACAGCGUAUUUUAUUUACUACAGUGGCGAACGAGGAUUAAAAAUAUCAAAAAUGGCCGGCAAGUUAAACGAGUUUGAUAUUAGUUCGGGAAAUUGGCGAAAUUACUGCGAAAGAAUUGAAAUGUACUUUGUAGUUAAUGACGUGAAGGAGGUUUUAAAAGUGCCGACAUUAAUCGCGUGUGUGGGUGAAGCGACUUACGAGCUAAUGGUGAACUUGUGCAGCCCGAAUAAACCGAAAGAUAAGAGUUUUAGUGAAUUAAUUAAACUCGUCGGUGAUCACCUGCAACCUAAACCUUCAAUUUUAGCCGAACGAUUUAGGUUUAGGCAGUGUCGGCAGGCGUGUGACGUAACAGUGUCAUCGUAUGUGGCGGUUUUAAAGAAAAUGGCGAUGAAUUGUGAUUUCGGUACCACUUUAGACGAUAAUCUACGGGAUCAAUUCGUGUGCGGGAUAAAUAGUGACACUAUACGGCAACGGUUAUUUGCGGAAGACGGUAUAAGUUUUUCGAAAGCAGUGCAGCUAGCGAACACAAUAGAGGCGGCCAACAGAGAUGCGCACGCGGUCGAGGCGGCGCAACGGCCAUCGGCUGACGUGCACCGGGUGCAGGCGGCGGGGUGUGCAGCCUGCGGAGACACGCGCCAUCGCUGGGCCGAGUGUCGGUUCCGCUUGUUCGAGUGCAGCAAGUGUCGGAGGACCGGCCACCUGAGGAGAAUGUGUCCCGACGAGGCAGCCGCGGGCGCGAGCAUGGCGCGGGGCGGCAGCGCAAGACAGCCGGAGCCGGCACAGCCACCGGCGGCAGGCGGCAGCAGGGGCGGGUGGCGCGGCCGCGGCUCCUGGCGAGGCCCGCGGGGCGGCGGCGGCGCGGGGCGGCGGCGCGGGGGGCGCUGGCACCAGCCCACCCACCACCUGCGGGACGAGGACCCGGCGGCGGCGGAGGACCGCGCCCAGGACGGGGAGCAAGAGGACGACGAACCCGUGUAUCAAAUGUCACUGAGGAACUAUCAGCCGAUAUAAUGAAUUAUUCGAAGGGGGACUAGGGCGUUUCACGGGCGGGGCGGCGCACUUGGUGGUGAAGGCGGGCGCGACGCCGGUGUUCUGCCGCGCGCGGCCGCUGCCGUACGCGCUGCGGGCGCGCGUGGACGCCGAGCU
Molecule: messenger RNA, 1209 nt
Organism: Plutella xylostella (diamondback moth)
Lineage: Eukaryota; Metazoa; Arthropoda; Insecta; Lepidoptera; Plutellidae
Molecular function (GO): nucleic acid binding; zinc ion binding
Source: RefSeq, a predicted model, not a curated record